GAUCGUUACCGAUUAUCGCGCUGAUGUUCGCAGAUGUCGAUUGUACCACUUGUUUUCCGGAAUUGGUGGGACGACUUUGAUCGUCCUAUGUCGCGCCUCUUGGACCAGCACUUUGGCACCGGCCUUCACCGAGAUGAUCUGAUCUCAACUCUCUCCGAUUUCGGCAUAGAUCGACCACCCCUACGCUCGAUGUUUGGGAACAGGUACAUCCGACCGUGGAGGGACUUGGCGCGUCAAAACUCAAGCGGGACCAGCACGAUCCAGUUGGACAAUGAUAAUUUUCAGGUGAUACUGGACGUGCAACAGUUCUCACCGAGUGAGAUCACGGUGAAGACGGUUGACAAUUACGUCGUUGUCGAGGCCAAGCACGAGGAGAAGCAGGACGAGCACGGCUACAUCAGCAGACACUUCGUACGCAGAUACGUCCUGCCCCCGACUCACGAUCUCGUCAACAUCACUUCGACUCUCUCCUCGGAUGGUGUACUAACAAUCACGGCGCCCAAAAGGAACAUGACGCCGGCUGGCACGGAAAGAGUCAUCAACGUUGUUCAGACGGGAAUACCAGCUGCCAAGCCGGUUCCCGUCGAAACAACUACUACUGCUGGUACUACUACUACUACUACGACCCCCACUAUCGGCUAACGAAUUUAUUGUCCGAAACUUUCAUUCCGACAUUCACUUCAUUCUUUUACUUUCUCAAUUCCAAGCAAAACAAUUUUGUAGAAUGACAGAAUAUUUAAUAAUUUUCUCUUAUUUAAGGGAAAUAUGUCCCAUAUUUAAUAAUUUUCUAAUAUUUAUUUCUCAAAAAUAUAUUUUUUAGUACAUAAUACAUAUAAAUUUUGUUAUAUCAAAUUAUGAUAUAGAAUGUAAAGCUUGUUUUCGAUUUUCGAUUUAUCAAAAUCUUCUGAUGAGAGAAGAUAAAUAAUAACAAAUAACAUAAUUGUGUAAUUGUGAAAUUUAGAGGCGCCAAUUAAAAAGAAGAAAUACCAAAGCGUCGCAAUACAGUACGCUCAUUUUCCUUGGUAUCGCUACUUUCCAAUUGCACUAUAAAUAACAUCAAAUCAAUAAUUUUUCUCCUAAAAAAAAAA
This is a messenger RNA of Monomorium pharaonis (pharaoh ant), 1088 nucleotides long. It is a transcript of the gene l(2)efl, whose product is annotated as protein lethal(2)essential for life. Gene Ontology annotation, molecular function: protein folding chaperone. Bases 34 to 642 code for a protein of 202 amino acids. Lineage: Eukaryota; Metazoa; Arthropoda; Insecta; Hymenoptera; Formicidae. Gene Ontology annotation, biological process: protein refolding; response to heat. The transcript is spliced from 3 exons. The record is from RefSeq and is a predicted model, not a curated record.